Messenger RNA from Nelumbo nucifera (sacred lotus), 1417 nucleotides. Its product is annotated as P34 probable thiol protease-like. The record is from RefSeq and is a predicted model, not a curated record. Gene Ontology annotation, biological process: proteolysis. Gene Ontology annotation, molecular function: cysteine-type peptidase activity. Lineage: Eukaryota; Viridiplantae; Streptophyta; Magnoliopsida; Proteales; Nelumbonaceae.
UCUUUUUGGUUGAUCGAUCAUAUUAUAGUUAUACACACAUAGUGUUCAAUGGGUGGUCUCAAAACCAAGUUGAUCUUCGUUAUUUCCUUGUUGGUGGCCUUGUCCAUUGUGAGCCCAAGUUUAAGCCUCCCCAGUGAGUACUCCAUCGUGGGUUAUGACCCGGACGAAGUAAUCUCAGAAGAGGGGCUUGCUUUGCUCUUUGAGAGAUGGAUGGAGAAACAUGGAAAGGUGUACAACAACUUAGAGGAUAAACAACGGAGAUUCAAGAUAUUUCAAAGCAACUUGGCACAUGUAAUUGAUUGGAAUUCCAAGAGAAACCCAUCUGAUCAUAUUGCGGGGCUCAACCAAUUCUCAGACUUGAGUUUUGAGGAGUUCAGUCAGAAUUAUCUUUCUAAGAUGGAUCCUCAUCAAGAGAACGUGUUCGAGGCAAGUGCAGAGAGAUUGAAUGCGACAUGUCCACAUCCUCUAUCGUGGGACUGGAGGUACAAGGGAGCUGUAACCCCAGUUAAAAAUCAAAGAGACUGUGGGAGUUGUUGGGCAUUCUCUGCAACUGGAGCCAUAGAGGGAAUAAACGCCAUAGUCACUAAAAGCCUUAUAAGUCUCUCAGAACAAGAACUCGUGGACUGUGAUUCAUACGAUUCCGCUUGUGAUGGUGGUUGGCCAUAUAGAGCAUUCCAAUGGGUAAUUGAUAAUGGGGGUAUAGCUGCUGAGUCCCAAUACUAUCCAUAUACCGCGAGAAAAGGAACUUGCAACACUAAUGCGCCCAAAACAGUAAAGAUCAAUGGCUAUAAAUGGGUGGAGAGAAAUGAAGACUCUAUCCUCUGUCAAGUCUAUAAACAACCAGUCACUGUAGCCAUUUUGGCUUUGCCGGAUUUUCAAUCGUACAGGAGUGGAAUAUACAGAGGAGUAAGUUGCCCAACAAAUGAUCCAGGAAACAUAAAUCAUGCAGUUCUGAUAGUUGGGUAUGGAACAGCGGCAGAUGGCACAGAUUUCUGGAUAGUGAAAAACUCAUGGGGACCUAAUUGGGGGAUGUCUGGCUAUAUACUAAUACAAAGAAAUCAUAUAUUACCAUAUGGACUAUGUAACAUCAACGCUUGGCCUUGCUACCCCACCAAAGUUUGAAGAUUGGCGUUGUCUCAAAGGAGUGUAGCUAAAAAUAAGUUCGUGGCCUCCCUUGUCAGCUGAAAGAGGAUCUGGGUAACAAUGAAAAUAAAGCUAGUAGCCUGUGAAGUUGGAUAUUUGGCCCUUUCAAUAGCGCACUUACAUGUUUGUGUGUAGUAAAUAAAAGGGCAGUAAUCUUGGUUUGUAUUUCUACAAUGCACAAGAAUAUGCUUUAUUAAGAUUGCUGUUGGUGUAUCUAAAUGCUUGUAUACUUUAUAGUUGCAUAUCAAUUAUGAUAUUAUUCAAUGGAAGAGUA